Colletotrichum abscissum is the source of this 414-nucleotide messenger RNA. RefSeq names its product histone H2B. The record is from RefSeq and is a predicted model, not a curated record. Gene Ontology annotation, molecular function: DNA binding; structural constituent of chromatin; protein heterodimerization activity. Bases 1 to 414 code for a protein of 137 amino acids. Lineage: Eukaryota; Fungi; Ascomycota; Sordariomycetes; Glomerellales; Glomerellaceae. Gene Ontology annotation, cellular component: nucleosome. The transcript is spliced from 4 exons.
AUGCCCCCCAAGGCCGCCGACAAGAAGCCCGCCUCCAAGGCCCCUGCCACUGCCUCCAAGGCCCCCGAGAAGAAGGAUGCCGGCAAGAAGACCGCCGCCUCUGGCGACAAGAAGAAGCGCACCAAGUCUCGCAAGGAGACCUACUCCUCCUACAUCUACAAGGUCCUGAAGCAGGUCCACCCCGACACUGGUAUCUCCAACCGCGCCAUGUCUAUCCUUAACUCCUUCGUCAACGACAUCUUCGAGCGCGUCGCCUCCGAGGCCUCUAAGCUUGCUGCUUACAACAAGAAGUCCACUAUCUCCUCUCGCGAGAUCCAGACCUCUGUUCGUCUCAUCCUGCCCGGUGAGCUGGCCAAGCACGCUGUCUCGGAAGGCACCAAGGCCGUUACCAAGUACUCUUCUUCCACGAAAUAA